AAAUCAAUACCAGAUAAAUUUCCUUUCUUGUUAAAAAAUAAGGAUGGAAAUACUAAUGUUGCAUCUCUUAAUCAAUUCUUAAGUCGUCAUAAAAUUACCUCAUCUAUAUUAAGAAAAAUAGGUGCCGAUUAUGCUUCUAGAGUACAUGGAGUCAAACAUUAUAGUGUGAUUAAUGAUAGACCAGUUACUCCAGCGCCUAGGUCAAUUCCCCCUAUGAUUAAACAAGAAUACGAUGAAAUUGAAGAUAUCUAG
Dentiscutata erythropus is the source of this 252-nucleotide messenger RNA. NCBI's taxonomy places the organism in Eukaryota, Fungi, Glomeromycota, Glomeromycetes, Diversisporales, Gigasporaceae. The record is from the annotation of a GenBank genome assembly.